Molecule: messenger RNA, 4647 nt
Organism: Microthlaspi erraticum
Lineage: Eukaryota; Viridiplantae; Streptophyta; Magnoliopsida; Brassicales; Brassicaceae
Source: the annotation of a GenBank genome assembly
AUGUGUCAUGACUGUGGAACCAAGCUCGACGGUGGUUUGCUCUUCCAUGGAUACUGCUGCCUUAGCUGUGGCUCUUUAUGGUGCAAGAACUGCUUCUACUCUGAAUCUGAUACAGAGGAGAGACAAGAAGAAGAUUGCAAGAAGCUCUGCAGAGAAUGUAAUGGUGAGGUUCGUGAGUUAAGAGGAAAGAGCUAUGACAAGGUCCAUCCUCGUGAUAGCCCUGAUCCUCCUUCUCUCGCUCAAAGCGACAAUCUUGCAUCCAGUCUUGAAAUCCGUGAUUGUAGGAACAUCGCCACCAUUCGUUGCUAUCCGAGCAGGGGAGAGGAAGAAGAAGGAAGGAAGUUUUUGAGCCCUUCGAGUGAAUACUAUCAGGAGAGUUCAGAUAUAGAGUCGGGUAGUGUUAGCGCUAGGCAUUCCAACGAGCUUUUUAGUUGUAAAUCUUCAGCUGGGUCAAGUCCUCACGACAGUCCAUUAAGGAACAAUUUUAGUCCUCUUGGGCGCUUUGUACAGCACGCAAAAGACCUGAGCCCUAAAGAUCAGGAAGCUCAGAGUCGUCGUCACGAGGAAGAGGAGGAGGAAGAAGAGGAGGAGAUGCUGCAGCAGCAGCCGUUGGAUUUUGAGAACAACGGCCGUAUCUGGUAUCCUCCGCCGCCUGAAGAUGAGAACGAUGAUGCUGAAGGUAGUUACUUUACGUAUGACGACGAGGACGACGACGUUGGGGACUCUGCUCCGGAGUUUACAAUGAGUAGUAGCUUCUCUAGCCACGUUCCAACUAGAGAGAAGCUCGGAGAUAACAGUAAUGAGCCUCUUAGAACUGUUGUGCAUGACCAUUUCCGAGCUCUAGUGGCAGAGUUGUUACGUGGUGAAGAGCUUACUCCGUCUGAUGAUGGCAGUGGUUCUGGAGACUGGCUUGAUAUCGUCACUGCGUUGGCGUGGCAGGCUGCGACUUUCGUGAAGCCGGAUACUCGUGCUGGAGGCAGUAUGGAUCCAGGGAACUAUGUCAAGAUCAAAUGUGUAGCUUCAGGAAAUCAAACCGAGAGCGUACUCAUCAAGGGAAUAGUGUGUAGCAAGAACAUAACGCACAAGCGAAUGACGUCUCAGUACAAGAACCCACGUGUCCUGCUCUUAGCUGGGUCUCUAGAGUAUCAGAGAGUUGCUGGACAGUUAGCUUCCUUUAACACGUUGCUCGAACAGGAGAAUAAUCAUAUCAAGGCGAUUAUAGCAAAGAUAGACUCUCUACAUCCCAACGUUCUCCUUGUGGAGAAAAGUGUGUCUUCAUAUGCUCAAGAAUACAUUCGAGAGAAAGAUAUUUCAUUGGUGCUUAAUGUGAAGAGGUCAUUGCUAGACCAAAUAGCUCGUUGCACCGGCGCUGUGGUUUGUCCCUCGGUUGAUAGUAUUGCAACGGCUCGGUUAGGGCACUGUGAGACAUUCCGGAUUGAGAAAGUGUUGGAGCAACAAGAAGCUGGGAAUCACUCGAACAGAAAACUCUCGAGGACGUUAAUGUACUUUGAAGGGUGUCCAAGGCGACUCGGCUGCACGGUUGUGCUUAGAGGAAGUUGUAGGGAGGAGUUAAAGAGGGUUAAGCAUGUUAUUCAGUACGCAGUGUUUGCAGCUUAUCACUUGUCUUUGGAGACUUCGUUUCUUGCUGAUGAAGGCGCUUCUCUGCCAAGAAUAAAACUGAAGCAACCGGGGAUGGUUCGGUCUGCGUCUGAAAGGAGAAUGAUCGAUGAUGGCAUUUCCUUAGUAGCUCAUUCUCCUACAGAGAAGGAUGUUAUUGACACAGCUCCACACGAAGAUGAGAACACAGUGGUCAUGAUGGAUCCAGAGCAUGAGGUUUGUGAGUCUUUGUGUGAGGAAGACUUUGAUCCGAGUCAGAUAUUCUCAUCUUCUUGUGACGUUGACACUGAGCAAACUGAUCUGCAUGAAACACUGGCUCAACCGCCACAAGAUGAAGAAGAGAACCAAGUAGUGAUGAACACGCAAGAAGAUAGGUUCAGCGAAGACGAUGUCUCUAGCGAAUACUUCUCUUCCGCAGACUCACACCAGAACAUCUUAGUCUCCUUCUCAAGCCGUUGCGUUUUGAAAGAGUCUGUAUGCGAACGGUCACGCCUCCUGAGGAUAAAGUUCUACGGAUCCUUUGAUAAACCUCUCGGCAAAUACCUAAAAGACGAUCUCUUCGAUCAGAGUUCAAGUUGUAGAACAUGCAAAGAGCUCGUUGACGCUCACGUCCUCUGCUACUCUCAUCAGAACGGAAACCUAACCAUCAACGUUAGACGUCUUCCCUCCAUGAAGCUGCCCGGAGAACAAGACGGGAAGAUAUGGAUGUGGCAUCGUUGCUUGAGAUGCACGCAUGUUGAUGGAGUCCCACCAGCUACUCGGAGAGUCGUCAUGUCUGAUGCGGCGUGGGGGCUUUCGUUCGGGAAGUUUCUUGAGCUUAGCUUCUCGAAUCAUGCGACCGCGAAUCGCGUUGCGUCUUGUGGCCAUUCUCUUCAGAGAGACUGCCUUCGGUUCUACGGAUUUGGGAACAUGGUUGCCUUCUUUAGAUAUUCUCCGAUUAAUAUACUUACUGUCUUCUUGCCUCCGUCAAUGCUUGAAUUCAAUAGCCAUCAUCAACAAGAGUGGAUACGUACCGAAGCAGCUGAGCUUAUGGGUAAAAUGAGGACUAUGUAUGAGGAGAUCUCUGUUAUGCUCAACCGUAUGGAAGAGAGAAGCAGCUUGCUCGAGCCUGAACAAUCUGAAGCCUCUGAUCUUCAGAGCCGCGUGAUGGGAUUGAAAGAUCAACUCGUCAAGGAGAAAGAUGAAUACGAUGACGCGUUGCAACCUAUUUUCGUGGAGAAUCUGCAAAUUCAGGAAAGUUUGGAUAUUCUUGAGCUGAAUCGACUGAGAAGAGCGCUCAUGAUUGGUUCUCAUGCUUGGGACCAUCAGCUUUACUUGCUAAACUCUCAGCUCAAGAAAGCUUCCGUCUUUAAACCCAGCGACGACAAUGAUCCUCCAAAGAUUGACCGUAAACUGCAAGAAGGUCAAGAUGAUGGAGAAGGAGGAGAAGCUAAUGGUGACAACAACAAAGAUCUUGAAAAGUUGCUCUCUCCUGGUUCUUCUCUCUCUGAGAGGAUAGACUCAGCAUGGUUAGGCUCGUUCCACACUCUAGAGAAAGCAGAGACCAUCGCAGAGACAGAAGCUGCUUCCAACUCUCCUCUCCGUAGACUCGCAAGACCGAUCCGAGUCCAGUCUUUUGACUCAGCGAUUCGGUUUCAAGAACGGAUCCAAAAGGGCUUACCACCAUCUUCUCUCUAUCUCUCAACGCUCAGAUCUUUCCACGCGUCCGGCGAGUACAGGAACAUGGUGAGAGACCCUGUCUCCAACGUGAUGAGGACUUACUCUCAAAUGCUACCCUUGGAAGUACAGAAGCUGGACCUGAUCGUUGGCUCAACUCCUACGUACAUCUCCUCUGCUUCUCAGAUGGCUGAUGGAGCUCGGAUGCUGAUCCCUCAGCGUGGACUCAACGAUAUUGUCAUCCCUGUGUACGACGAUGAUCCAGCUAGUGUUGUCUCGUAUGCUCUCAACUCCAAGGAGUAUAAAGAGUGGGUUGUGAACAGAGGCAUCGCUAGUAGUAGCAGCAGCAACAACUUGAGUAGCAGAGAGUCCGAACAACAACAACCUCCGACGUUCUCUUCUUGGCGGUCUUUAGGAGCCAUGGACGUUGAUUACAUCCACCACGCCGUGUAUGGAUCGUCUCAAGAUGAUAAAAAGUCUCCUCAUUUGACGAUUUCUUUCACUGACCGAGCUUCUUCAUCAUCUUCCUCUGCUUCUGCGAGUGAUGAUCGUAAGGUGAAGUUCUCUGUGACGUGCUACUUCGCGACGCAGUUUGAUACUCUGAGGAAGACGUGUUGUCCAAGCGAAGUCGACUUUGUUAGGUCAUUGAGCCGGUGUCAGAGAUGGUGUGCGCAGGGAGGGAAGAGUAAUGUUUACUUCGCUAAGUCUUUAGACGAGAGGUUUAUCAUCAAGCAAGUUGUGAAAACGGAGCUUGACUCGUUUGAGGAUUUCGCGCCGGAGUACUUCAAGUAUAUGAAGGAGUCUCUCUGUUCCGGUAGUCCCACUUGUCUUGCCAAGAUUCUUGGUAUCUAUCAGGUUUCGAUUAAACACUCAAAAGGAGGGAAAGAGACGAAGAUGGAUCUGAUGGUGAUGGAGAAUCUCUUCUACAACAGGAAGAUAUCAAGAAUCUAUGACCUUAAAGGAUCUGCACGUUCACGGUACAAUCCAAACACAGGGACAGACAAAGUUUUGCUGGACAUGAAUCUUCUUGAGACACUACGCACAGAACCGAUCUUUCUUGGAAGUAAAGCUAAGAGAAGUCUAGAGAGAGCUAUAUGGAACGACACAAACUUCUUGGCUUCUGUGGAUGUAAUGGACUACUCGUUGCUGGUUGGGUUUGAUGAAGAGCGUAAGGAGCUGGUACUUGGGAUCAUAGACUUCAUGAGACAGUACACAUGGGACAAGCAUCUUGAGACUUGGGUUAAAGCUUCAGGCAUUUUGGGUGGACCUAAGAAUGCUUCUCCAACUAUAAUCUCACCGAAACAGUACAAGAGGAGGUUUAGAAAGGCCAUGACUACUUAUUUUCUCACUGUUCCUGAGCCAUUGAUUGAGUGA